AUGAAGGCUGGCCUCAUCUCUAUCGCCGCGGCUCUCGUGGGUGCCUCUCCUGUCUGGGGUGCCUCAACCGAGAAACGCGACAGCAUCACCCCCGUCACUGUCAAAGGAAAUGCCUUCUUCAAGGGCGAUGAGCGAUUCUACAUCCGCGGUGUCGACUACCAGCCCGGUGGCGAGUCGAAGCUAGUAGAUCCGAUCGCCAAUGCCGAUAGCUGCAAGCGUGACAUCAAGAAAUUCCAGGAUCUCGGCCUGAAUACUGUUCGUGUUUACUCUGUUGACAACUCCGCGAACCACGACGAGUGCAUGAAGGCCUUGGCGGAUGCUGGGAUCUACCUGGUGCUCGAUGUCAACACACCCAAGUACGCGAUCAAUCGUGCCGACCCCAAGAAAUCAUACAAUGACGUGUAUCUUCAGUACGUCUUCGCAACUGUUGAGAUGUUCGCGCAGUAUGACAACACCCUGGCCUUCUUCUCUGGAAACGAGGUUGUCAAUGAUGGUCCUUCUUCCUCCGCUGCUCCUUACGUGAAGGCCGUUACUCGUGAUAUUCGCUCGUUCUUGCGCGCUCGUAAGCUGCGUCAUGUCCCUGUUGGAUACUCUGCUGCUGACGUUAACGAUAACCGACUGGAGAUGGCUGAGUACAUGAAUUGCGGUACUGAUGACGAGCGCAGCGAUUUCUUCGCCUUCAACGACUACUCAUGGUGUGACCCAUCCUCUUUCACCAUUUCCGGAUGGGACCAAAAGGUCAAAAACUUCACCGGCUAUGGUCUCCCACUCUUCCUUUCCGAAUACGGCUGCCACACAAACACUCGUGACUUCGGAGAGGUUUCCGCGCUCUACUCGACCGAGAUGACCGGCGUCUACUCUGGUGGCUUGGUCUACGAGUACGCCCAGGAGUCCAACAAAUACGGAUUGGUCGAGAUCAAAGGAGACGACGUCAAGGAGCUCCACGAUUACACUGCCCUCAAGACCGCUUUUGAAAAAACCGCGAACCCCCAGGGUGAUGGAAACUACAACAGCACUGGUGGUGCGAGUGGUUGCCCUGCGAUGAACGCGCCCAACUGGAAUGUUACCAAUGACGCACUGCCCGCUAUGCCUGCCGCUGCCAAGAAAUACUUGACCGAUGGUGCUGGCAAAGCAGUAGGCUUUGGCGGAGACGGUAGCAUGGAUGCAGGCACCGACUCUACUGCCACAGCUACCUCCGGCUCUGGGGCAGUCACCGGAAGCACUUCUAGCAGCACCAGCACCAGCUCCAAGGGAGCUGCCGCUGGUCUUCAACCCCCUGCCCUUUCCAUGGCCCCCGUUACUGUUGGCUUGGUGACUGCCUUGUCUGCACUUUUCGGCGCCGGCUUCAUCGUUCUGUGA
This is a messenger RNA of Penicillium odoratum, 1359 nucleotides long. RefSeq names its product 1,3-beta-glucanosyltransferase gel1 (gene gel1). The record is from RefSeq and is a predicted model, not a curated record. The transcript is spliced from 2 exons. Gene Ontology annotation, cellular component: cytoplasm; fungal-type cell wall. Gene Ontology annotation, biological process: fungal-type cell wall (1->3)-beta-D-glucan biosynthetic process. Lineage: Eukaryota; Fungi; Ascomycota; Eurotiomycetes; Eurotiales; Aspergillaceae. The coding region runs from base 1 to 1359 and encodes 452 amino acids. Gene Ontology annotation, molecular function: 1,3-beta-glucanosyltransferase activity.